CUGAGUGCCCAGGAGGAACAGAAUGCGGGAAUAGCACAGUUGGAGUUGAAAGUCGAUCUCCAGAAUGACGGACUUCUGAACUUGAAAGGGGAAUCUUUACAAACCUGGUGUUCCAAUGCCAGCUAUCUGUUUGUAAUUUCCUCUUCUGACUGCAUGACGCCAAGAUUCAGCUAGGCUGUUCUUCCAGGCUACCAUGGAUAGUGAAUAUGUACACGGUCACAUCAAGAAGCUGCAAGAGCAGCGUAUGUCCACACAGAAGAAAACCUUCACCAACUGGAUAAACAAUGUCUUCCGCAGGAACAAUGUGAACAUUGUGAUACAAGACAUCUACACGGAGCUGAAGGAUGGCAUUUACUUCCUGCAACUCCUGGAGGUGCUCUCUGGAGAAUCACUGCCUAGACCAAACUGCGGCAAGAUGAGGGUACAUUUUCUGGAGAACAAUAGCAGAGCCAUCAAGUUCCUCAAAUCCAAGCAGGUGCAAGUAAAGGUGAUUGGCCCUGAGAAUAUUGUAGAUGGCGACCGGACCCUAAUCCUGGGAUUAAUCUGGAUCAUUAUCCUCCGGUUCCAGAUUUCUUCCAUCACUCUUGAUAAGGAGGAAUUUGGAGUCCGUGCUGAUGUACUGUCUGCCAAUGAAGCCCUGCUGAUCUGGUGUCAGCAUAAGACUGCUAGUUACUCCAAUGUGAGUGUGAAGGACUUCUCUAAAAGCUGGUCUGAUGGCCUGGCUUUCAACGCCCUCAUUCACGUUCACAGGCCUGAUCUCAUCCACUACAGCUCACUGAGGCGUGAGCAGCCCAUCAAGAACCUGAACAAUGCCUUCAGCGUGGCACAGAAGCACCUGGGAAUCACUAAGCUGCUGGAUGCUGAGGAUGUGGCAAUGCCUCAUCCAGAUGAGAGAUCCAUCAUGACCUAUGUGUCGCUCUAUUACCAUUACUUUUCCAGGCUGAAGCAGGGCCAGACUGUCCAGAAGAGGCUUGCUAAAAUUCUUUCCUUCCUCAAGGAGAUUGAUGACUUGAAGUUUCAGUAUGAGCAGAUGAUCUCUGAGCUCUUGAAAUGGAUUAAACAGAAAGUAGUAGAGUUGGACGAUCGCCACUUUCCCAACUCCUUACAGGACAUGUGGAUGCUCGUGGCCAACUUCAAGACCUUCCGCACGGUAGAGAAGCCCUCCAAAUACCAAGAGAAGGGGAUGAUUGAAGCCCACUUUUUCCACAUCAGAACCAAGCAAAGAGCCAACAAUCAACGGCCAUAUCUGCCUCCUGAAGGCAGCACACUGCAAAAUGUGGAAAAGCACUGGGUCAUCUUGGAGAAAGCGGAGCACAGCCGGGGAGAAGCGCUGCAGCGGGAGAUGCAGAGGCUGGAGAGAGUGGAACAGUUGGCCCAGAGGUUCCUGAAGAAAGCAGCCUUGCGUGAGUCCUACUUGGAGGACAUGAGGAAGGUGCUCAGGAAGCAGGACUUCCAGCCAGAGAGUGUAGACAAGGUGGAGGCUGCCACUAAGAAGCUUGAAGCUAUUGUGGCAGAUGUACUGCCCAGGGAGCAACGCUUCAGAGCAGUGGCUGACAUGGCAUCUGUUAUAACCCGAGAGAACUAUCAUCGCAAGAUCCAGAUCAUAAAGAAGCAAGAGGACAUUUCUCAACAGUGGCAGGAUCUACUGGAGCAGCUCCAGAGACAGAAACACUCUCUCGGAGCAAUGCAGGAAACUCUGGGCCUUCUGAGGGACAUUGAUACCAUUACAGAGGAAAUCAAAAGACUGCAGGCACUAGUGAUAUCUCAGGAUUACGGGAAGCAGCUCUUGGAGGUAGUAGAUUUGUUGCAGAAGCACAAUUUGGUUGACUUCCAGAUCACUUCCUAUGAUGAUAGGGUGAGGUACAUCAUCACCCAAAGGACAGCAGAGGCCACCAAGGGCAAAGCAAUCAAGUCAGAUAUGCUUCAUGCCAAAGCUCGGAUGCUUCAUCAGCUGUACCAAAACCUCGUGGCUCUCAGCAAAUCCCGACAAUCCCAGCUACAGGAGGCGUUGAAGCUUUUUGAGUUUUUCCAUGACUGUCAGGAAGAAGAGUCAUGGAUCUCUGAGAAAUGGCAGCUAGUGAGGACAGCAAUAUUAGGACGAGAUCUCAGUCAGAUUACUGCCUCCAUUCAGAAGCACAAGGCUCUAGAAGUCGAGUGCAACUCCCACAAGGCGAUUUGUUCCAAUACAAUGAGGAAGGGCUGGGAGCUAAGUCAAACAAACCACUCAAACCAGAGGGAUAUCCAGAUGCAGACAGACAGCCUCCAGAAACUGUGGCAACAGCUCCAAGACGAGAUGACCAGUCGUAAAAUCCGUCUGCAGGCAGCUGCUUUAAUCAAACAGUACUUUGCUGACAUUGAUGAAGCAGACUCAUGGCUACGGGAGCGGAAGCCCCUCCUGGCCAGUAAAGAUUAUGGGAAGGAUGAGUCCAGUGCAGAAGCCUUGCUACACCGCCACUUGCGACUGGAGAAGGAGAUCACAGGCUACUGCCUGGAGAUAAGGCGCCUGGAAGAACAAGCUUGUAUUGUAGCAAAGCAGGCUCCUUCUGCGGUGGGAUCAGUGCCAGUGGUGAAGGCUCAGGUCCAGAGUAACCUAAACCAGAGGAUCGCUAAACUACCACCAAGCCGCUCUGUGCUCUGGGGAACCCUGGAAAUUGGAUUUUCUAAUCCACCUGAUUCAGAUCCCCACUUUGUUCCAGAGAACAUCUGGAGGACCCAGAAUGAAAUAAACUUGCUUUAUGAGAAUCUACAGACCAUGGCUAAGCAUCGGAAGAAAGGUCUGGAGGAGAUGAUCAGAUUGUACCGCUUGUACAACUCCUGUGAAGAGUUUCAGUCUUGGAUGGAAGAUAAGGAGAAGAUUUUCCAGACCCUUCAGCCUGGAGCAGACAAUGUGGAUGUCACGCAGCAGAAAUAUGAGAGCUUUCUAGUGGAAAUGACUGCUGGGAAAAUCCAGCUGGGAGAGAUCAAAUGCCUAGCAGAUAAGUUUGCAAAGAGCAGUCCCAGCAAACAGAAUGAGAUCCAAGCCCACCUUAAAGAGCUCAGUAGAAGAUGGGAGCACCUGGAAACUCUGAAGGAGGAAAAGGGUUCAGAGCUGAUUGGGGUGGCUGAUGUGAGGACAUUCCUCCAGGACUGUGAGAGCACCAGAGGGCUACUACAAGACAAGCUGGUCCAUCUCAAGGGUAUGGAACCUGCAAAAACACCUGCCGUACUGGAAGCAGACCGGCGCAAGCUGUCUGCCUUUGACAGGGAGGUCCUGGUGCUGGAGAGGAAAAUUGAAUACCUGAAGAGUGUGGCCAAAUCGAUUAAGGACACCAACCCUGCAGAGAGCAGGGCCAUCAAAAAGCAAGUGGAGAAUAUGGAGAAGCUGCUGGUCACACUCAAGUCACAGACUAAAGAGAGGGAGACAGCCCUGGAGUUGGCACAGGAUCAACAGGCUUUCCUGCAGGACAGCCGCAGACUCCUGCUCUGGGGAAAUGGCAUCAGGGAGAAGCUGGGCAGUGAGGAGAUGGGCCUGGAUGUGGCUUCCGCAGAGCAGUUGCUGAAGGAACAUCAGGACCUUCUGAAGGAAAUUCGAACUCAGAAGGACAGGUUUAUGCAGCUCGAAGAGCUGGGGCAGAAGGUAAUGUAUGGUCAGCCCAGCAACAGGACCCAGGAUGUGCGCCAGACUGUGGAGAGGCUUACCCAAGAAAGCAGUGAGCUGGAGGAGAUGUGGGAGCAGCGGAAGAAGAGGCUCCAAGACAGCUUGGAACUGCAAAAGUUCAAUAGGGAAGCAGAUCGCAUCAAUGCAACCCUCUCCAGCCAUGAGGCUUUUCUACGAGUAGAUGACCUUGGAGACCAUGUGGAUGCUGUUCACACCCUUCUCAAGCGACAUGAGGAUUUUGAACGACUGCUGAUGGCACUGAAGCAACGGGCUGAAGUGAUGCAUGAGCAUGGGGAGAAGCUAGUGGAGAACAGGCACUUUGCUUCUUGCAUGAUCGAGGAGAGACUGGCUGCAUUCCGGAACCGAUGGGAACGACUGAGACAGAGUAAUGAACAGAAAAAAAGGAAGCUGCUGGCAUCUCUUCAGCUGCAGGAGUUCAACCGUGAUGUUGCUGAGCAGCUUGUAUGGAUGGAAGAGAAGUACAAGAUUGCAUCAGAUGAAUCCUAUCGUGACCCAACAAAUAUCCUGCGCAAACUGAAGUGGCAUGAGGCUGCUGAAAAGGAAAUGAUGGCAAACAAGAAGCACUUUACAGAGCUGAUAAUGAUUGGAAAUCAGCUGAUUCAAGAUGACCAUUAUGCUGCAGAUUCUAUCUGGGACAAGAUGUCAGAGCUGAAGAAGAAGUGGGAGAAAUUGUACAACAAAAUGACAGAGCGAGGAGACAAGCUGAGACAGGCCGGACAGCAAGAACAGCUCAUGGAACUCCUCCAGGAUGCAAAAGAGAAGAUAGAAAAGAUUGAGAAGGUUCUUCAGGAUGCAGAGAUGGGUCAUGACCUGCGCUCCAGCCGCAAUCUGCUCAAGCAACAUAGUCAACUGGAAAAGGAGACUGUGGAGUUGGCUGAGAAAAUGAACUCCAUUGUGUCCUGUGCAGAGAAAAUGGCAACCAAUCACUUUGACUCCCAGAAGAUUCUGGAUGAGACACAGAAAUAUCUGGAAAGGUUUGAGUCUUUGCAGGUGCCUCUUAAUGAGAGGCACCAGAUGCUGCAGGCAACAGUGGAUCUGUACCAGUUCUACCAUUACUAUGACAUGGAGAUGAAUUGGAUCAGUGAACGAUUGCUCAUUGCGAACUCCACCAACUGUGGCAAGUCCUUAGAUAUGGCUCAAAGCCUGCUGCACAAACACAAGGAAUUACAAGCAGAAGUGAAUGCCCACAAACAGCAAGUUCAGAGGGUGUUGGAGACUGGAAAGACUAUGAUUGGGUGCAAGCACUCUUCAUUUCAGAGUAUAAAGGAGAAAUGCCAGGAGCUCAGCAACAGCUGGGUGGAGCUGGAGAAGGUGUGUGAAGAGAGGUUGAAGCAGCUGCAGCAUUCUGUUGGCUUCCAGCAGUUUUUACUGAAUACCUCAGACCUGGAGACUUGGGUAUCAGAAAAGCUUCCAGUUGUGACCAGCAAAGACUAUGGCAAAGAUGAGGCUGCAACUCUGAAACUCCUCAAGAAACACAAGGCAUUGGAACACGAAAUUGAGGUUUAUGAGAAUAUGAUGCUAGAGCUGGGUAAAACUGCCAAAACCCUUCCUCUCCCCGGCUCCAUCCAGUUUGAUGAGGUUGAUGCCCCACAGGAACAAGUUCACUCUAAGGUCCAGGAGUUACUGGAGCUGGCCACAGCAAGAGGGAAGAAGCUAGAUGAGACUCUUGGUCUGCAUGAGUAUCUGAGGGAGUAUGAGGAUCUGCGGGACUGGAUCAAUCAGCAGAGGCAGAUGGCCAGCUCUGAUGAUUAUGGCAGUGAUUAUGAACAUGUCCUGCAUCUUUGUGCCAAAUAUGAUUCGUUCCUGCACCAGAUAGAAAUGGCUGCCAAGAGAGUUGCAGCUUGCCAGCAACUAGCAGAGAAUUUGCUGGACCAUGGACAUUCGGAAUCCAGAGAGAUCCGGCAGAAGCAGAAGGAGCUACGGAACUCCUGGGAAGAGUUGUUGGAGAUGACCAGGUUACGAGGCGAGCGACUGAAGGAUGCAGAGGCAAUUCACAAGAGUUACCAAGACCUGUCAGAUGCCCUUACCCACAUUGAGGAGAAGUCCAAGAGCAUCCCUGAUGACAUUGCUAAGGACAUGAAUGGCGUGCACUCCCAGUUACGCCAACAUGCAGCCCUUGAACAUGAGCUCUUAGGGAAUGAGCAGCAGUUGCAGAAGCUGAUCGAUGCUGCAGAUGGCGUGCUGGCCCGGUGCUCUGAGAGACAGGUGGCAGACCUGCAAGCGAAGCAGCAAGCAAUAGUGGAGAACUGGGAGUCCCUGAAGUCUAAAGUGGAACAGCGCAGGGAACAUUUGGAACAGGCCUGCAAGCUUUACCAAUUUCAAGCAGCUGUGUGGGACUAUUUCUCCUGGACAGCCGAGAUGAUGAGGGAAAUGAAGACUGAGGAGACAAUCCGGGAUAUAUUCACUAGUAGCCUGAGGCUUACCCAACAUCAGCAGCUGUUGGCAGAGAUUGAGGCACGAGAGGAGACAUACAAUCGAGUGGCACAGCUAGGACAGUCACUGCUGCAGGAAGAGAAAAUAUCAUCAACAGAGAUCCAGCAGAAGUUGCAGGCUUUGUUGGAAGAAAAGGAUAAUGUGUGCCAUCAAUGGGAGCAGAAGAAGGAGUGGUUGGAGAAGAUACACCAAGAACAAAUGUUCUACCGGGAUCAGGAUCACUUGGAAAAGAUCCUGAAGUCUCAGGAGAUUUAUUUGAAAACCAGUGACCUGGGAAACUCGGUAGAUGAGGUGGAGCAGCUGAUCAGGAAACACAAGGCUUUUGAGAAGAUUCUGACCUCUCAGGAUGAAAAGGUGACAUCUCUUCAGGAUCAGGCAAAGAGGCUGCAGAAGGAUGGUGGGCUGGAAGGGAUAAGGAUCCAGCACAAACUGAACUCUGCACUUGAGAGGAGGAGUCAGAUCAAAGAUCUGUCUCAGAGUAGACGGGAGAAACUGCAGACCACACUCCUCCUCAUGCUCUUCUACCAGAACCUUGCAGAGGCAGAAGAUUGGAUCAAUGAGCGCAUGCAAAAGCUGGAGGACCCUUCCAUCCGAGACCACAGCAACCUGCAGGACAAAAUGAACCUGCUGCAGAAACAUCAGGUCUUUGAGGCUGAGAUUCUGGCUAAUGAGGAGAUCAUCACAGCUGUUAACAAGAAAGGGGAAGCCCUGGUUUCACAGAGCCACCCAAAAUCAGGGGAGAUCUGUCGUAAGACCCGUAUGCUCCAGGAGCACUGGGAGAAGCUGAAGUGGUCUGUUGCUGCUCAUGGAAAGAUGCUGGAGGACAUUCGGGACUUCCUGGAGUUUCUGCAGAAAGUGGACCAAGUGGAGGCCUGGAUUAGGGAGAAGGAAGUGAUGAUUAAUAUCGGUGAUAUUGGGAAUGACUACGAACACUGCCUGCAGCUCAUGAAAAAGCUGAAUGAGUUUCGAGGAGCAGCAUCAGGGGAGAUGACGGUGGAUGAUGCUCACAUCAAAACCAUCAAUGCCCUGGCCAUGAAACUGGAGAGACAGAACAAGGAAGAAGUGAAGACAAUAUAUCAGCGCCGGAAGCAGCUCAAUGAGAAGUGGACCAGUUUCCAUGGUAACCUGAAUGCAUACAGGAGGAAGCUGGAGGGAGCCCUGGAGAUCCAUGCCUUAAUCAGAGAAAUUGAUGACAUCACGGAGAGAAUUAGUGAGAAGAGUGCACUGAUACAAGCAUUGGAUUAUGGGAAAGAUGUGGAGAGUGUGGCAAACCUGAUUCGACGACAUGAGGAUAUGGAGAGGGAAAUCAGUGUCAUCAAGUCCAAAAUGGAGACACUGGAAUUGAAAUCUUUCCGCCUUUGCAAGAUGAAUCCAUCCAUAAAUGACAAAUUGAGUACAAAGCAAAGAGGGAUGAAAGACAGCUGGCUACGGCUUCAGGGGCAGGCCAAACAAAGGAGGGAAAAGCUGGCAGCUUCUUACCAGUUGCAGAAGUUUAACUUGGAGCUAAAGGAGCUGCUAGAUUGGAUUCAAAAAAUCAGAGGCUUAAUGGAAGCAGGGGGCCUUCCCGAAAGCCCAGCUGAGGCAAAAAGCAUGAUUGAGGAGCAUCAUGAGAGAAAGGCGGAGAUUGAAGCCCGAAUGGAAAGAUUCAACUCACUUGGCAGCUUUGGUCAGAAACUUGCCAACUCUGGUCAUUAUGCAACCCCGGAGAUCCACCAAUCUCUCUCCAGAUUGCAGCAAGCCUUGUCUGAACUGAUCCAGGCAUGGCAGGAGCAAUAUGUAAAACUGUUUCAGGCCCAGGACUUACAAAAAUUCUUUGGCUAUGUGGAGCAGAACGAGAGCUGGCUCAGCAGCAAAGAGGCCUUCUUGGCCAAUGAGGAUUUAGGGGAUUCUGUGUCCAGUGUGGAGAGCCUGCAGCGGAAACACAUGCAGUUUGAAAAGGCUCUGGAAGCCCAGACGGAGAAGAUCAAUGUGAUGGACUCCUUUGCACAGCAACUGAGGCAGAGCAAGCAUUACGACUCGGAGAACAUCACGAACAAGUGUCAGGCUAUACUGAGGAGGAAAGAUAAACUGCUGGAGAAUGCUGUGGCUCGCAGGCAUGUGCUGGAGGAAUCCAGGCUAUUGCAGAGGUUUCUGCAGAAUUCCUUUGAGGUCGCAGCCUGGAUAAAUGAGAAGAACAGUAUUGCUUUGGAUGAGAGCUGGAAGGACCCGAGCAACCUGAAGACCAAGCUGCAGAAACACCAGACUUUCCACGCAGAGAUCAUGGCCAACCGAAAUCGCAUAGACAACAUCAAGGCUGAGGGAGAGAAGAUGCUUCAGGAGGGACAUUAUGCUCCUGAGGCCAUUCAGUCCAGACUGCAAGAAAUGGAAGAGCUCUGGGAUGAGUUGCUGGAAAACUGCCAUGAAAAAAGAACCAAGCUAGAGGAUACCUACAAGGCCCUGCGUUUCCAGCGGAGUGUGGAGGAUAUGGAGAAAUGGCUGGAAGAUGUGGAAAGUGAGCUGAAGGCUCCAGACAGUAGCAGUGACCUGAUGGUUUUGAAUAGUCUCCUGAAGAAACAAGGGGCAUUGGAGGAAGAUGUUGCUAGCCAUAGGGAUCGGCUACAAGUGCUUGUGGACACAGCCUGUGAAUUCCAGCAAGAGAAGCAUUUUCUUGCAGAUGAGAUACAGGAGAGGGUUGAUCAAGUGGUGCACAGGUACAAGCACCUAAGUGAUCCGCUGCAGGAGAGGCGUGGGAGUUUGGAAUCGAGCAGGCUACAGUACCAGUUCUUCCGGGAUGUUGACGAUGAGUUGGCCUGGGUUCAAGAGAAGCUCCCCCUGGCUUCCUCCAAGGACUAUGGCCAAUCUCUGACAACGGUCCAAAGCUUACAGGAAAAGCACCAGAACUUGGAGAAUGAGAUUAGCAGCCGUGAUGCUCUAACAAAAGUGGUGGUCAGCACUGGGCAGAAGCUGGUGAGGGGUGGGCAUUCUGCCUCCCAGGCGAUCAUGAAACGUUUGAAGAAGCUAGAGGCUUCUGUAGAAAUCUUGAAGGCCGAGGCUCAAGAGAGGAGAAGGAGACUCAUGCAAUCAUAUGAGGUCCAUCAAUUCCUCAGUGAGCUUUUGGAAGUAGAGUCCUGGAUGGCAGAGAGGGGGUUCAUCCUUGAGACUUCUGACUGUGAGACGAAUGAAGAAACCACCCAGGUGUUGCUUCGUAAACUGGAGGCUACCAAGCUGGACGUGGAAGGGUUCAAGCCCCGAACUGAUAAGCUGCAGGAGACUGGCACCAACCUAAUAAACAGUGACAACCCAGAGAGUCCAGCCAUGCUUCUGAAGCUCCAGGCUGUCCUAGAAAACUACAAGUCUCUUCUACAGAGAGCUGAGACCCAGAGGAGACACCUGCAGGAACAAUACCAAUUGUACCAGUUUGAGAAAGAGAUCCAAUUAGUGGAUGCCUGGCUUUCCAGCAGACAGGCUGUGGCAGAAUCAGAUGACUAUGGGCAGGAUUUGGAAGAUGUUGAGGUGCUGGAGAAAAAGUUUGAAGAUUUUAUAAAGGAGGUGAAACCUCUGGGACAUACUAAGGUUUUCUCGAUAAAUGAAUUAGCAUCCCACCUGGAGAAAGAGUGCCACAGCCAAAUAGGAGAUAUCCAGAGGAGGACCCAUCAGGUCAAUGACACAUGGGAGAGACUAUGCCAAGCCAUCCAGACGAGGACAGAGAAUCUGAGAGCUGCCCAGCAAGUUCAUCAGUAUGACCAUGAUGUGGAUGAGCUAAAGGGUUGGAUGCAGGAGAAAGAGGCAGUGGUGGACAUAGACGGUUAUGGAUAUGACCUGCCAGGUGUGCAGACCCUCCUCAGCCAGCAUGAAGGAGUGGAGAGAGACCUUGCAGCCAUCGCGAAAGAGCUGAAGAGGAUCCAAGGGGAGGCUCGACGUCUCAGCCGGCUCUACCCUCAGGCCAAGGAGAACAUAAUGGAGAGACUCACAGAGGUGGAUGAAUGCUGGGAGAAACUGACCAUGAAGUCUGUGGAGAGGAAGGAGAGGCUGAGCCAGGCAGAACAAGUCCAGGUCUACUUCAAUGACUGCAGGGAGCUGAUGGUUUGGGCCAAUGAGAUGCAUGCACUGGUGAUAUCUGAGGAACUAGCAAGCGAUGUUCUUGGCGCUGAGCUGCUAAUCAAGCACCAUGAAGAGUAUAAGCGUGAAAUAGAGAAGCAGUGGUUAAAAUAUGAAGAUAUGCAGCAGGCAGGGAACAACCUGGUGAAGAAUGGACACUUCAUGUCUAUGGAGAUUGAGGAAAAACUGUCAGAGUUGUCAGAACUGAUGAAGAAGGUGAAGGAGAGCUGGGAUUUGAGGAAGGAGCUGUAUGAGGAAAACUGGGAGAUCCAAUUACUACGGCGAGAGCUGGAUCAAGCAGAGGCAUGGCUGGCCGCCAAGGAGGGCUUUCUCUCAGAUCCUAGCUAUGGGGAUUCAGUGUCUGAUGUAGAGGAACUACUGAAGAAACACCGGGACUUUGAGAUGAUGCUUGCAGCCCAAGAGGACAAGUUUGUACAGCUGAACAGGAAGACAAAGAGGGAAAUGAAGAUACUGAAGCAGAUUUAUGCUGAGGAAAAUGGGCAAAAGGAGAGAGGGAAAGUCAUUAGGGUCCCAUCUCUGAGAAGGAAGCCCUCAGACAGAAGGAUGCCAUCCUCAAGACUGAUAGAGCUAAAGAGAACCAGACCAUUGCCAUCUCUAUCCUCCUCAUCCAGCCUCGUCUUGAGGGGUCCCCUUGAAACUAUUGCCUCUCCAGUCCAAAAGUCCACAGAAGCAUUCCAGCAAUUUGGGUCUGAGGAAAAUCCAGAGAUGUUGCCCAACACCAAUGGAGAAACGAAAGGUGUGAGGAGGCUCAGUGAGAUUAACACUCAACCUACGCAAAAACUGAUGGGCCUGCAAGUCACAUCCUUGGGAAGCCACAGCUCUCCUUCCAGUCCAGUAAACAGACGAAGUGCCACUAGUUUGUCAGAAUCAUAUUCCAAGGACCUCUUAUCAUCCCAUGAGAAAAACCUUAGCAGUUGCCCCAUCUCUAACCUGGAAAUAAAAGUUGUGAAGACUCCACCUAGGUCUAGCCAAAGUUCAUUAGAUGUUUCUCCACAUUCACCACAGUCAAGUUCCUCUCUUGAGAGGUCAGAAAAUGACCUUUUGGUUUCUGUAAGUCACCAGAACAUGGAGGGGUUACUAGAAAAAAGGGACCAGCUUCUUCCAGGACGGAAGCAGCCACACUCCAGGUCUUGGAAUUCCUAUUAUGUAAAACUCAACAAACAAAAACUUGACUUCUACAGUGAUGAAACAGAAGCGUCCAAGAACGUAACCACAAUCCCAUCAAUCAGUGUUGCUGGUGCCAAGUGUGAGAGGCUGACUGACUAUGCCAGGAAAGAGAACACAUUUAGUUUACGGUUGAGUGAUGGGGCAGAAUACUACUUUGCAGCACGUUCUCAGAAGCUGAUGGAUGAAUGGAUACAAGCGCUUAGGAGUGAUAUAGGCCACAGUAACAGUUAUGCUUCUAAAUUGAUGGCACAACCAGUCGCUCCAAAUACAGAGAGUCCUCAGACCAGACCUUGGAACUUCCCAGGUGGCGGGCCUGCUGAAAGACAAACCAGCAGAGGCUUGCUACUCAGGAGAACUCCUUCUUUCAAAGUCAGGCAAGAGACAGAAUCUGCAAACAUUCCCAGGGAAGCAGAGGGAGACACACAUGGGAUUAUGAAGACACCAAGCUUCACCUCUGUCCAGAACCCUGCAGACAUGGGAGCCAAGGCUGAGGAUCAGAGUGUGCAGACCAAAUGCUUAGCAAAUCCACUGACCCAGAUGAAGGAAGAUCUAGCGAUUGAGGGCAGGAAGGAGAAACACAAGAAAGAUAAGAAUGUCUUUCAAAAGCUUUUUUCCAAAAAGUAAGAGCAGCAGCACAAGAGAGCACGCACUCUUCAAUUUUCUGGAUGAGACAGACUCUUCCCUGUCAUAGCACCCUAUUGCCUUGGAGUCCAGAUGGACAGUGAGCAAGUGAAAUGAGUAUGGGAGAAGGGAAUGCUCAAGCAUUGGGAAAAGACACAGCACUUGGAAAAGAAUAGAACUGUCACUGUUUUAACAAAUUGAACUUGGGUGGAUCAAUCUACCUGGUUCUACCAGGCCUAUAGAAGGCUUUUGUUUAAAUUGAAUGCUCAUGAAUGUGAGGAAAUAAUAGUGCUGGCUAAUGUCUGGUAUACUCCUUAUUCCCACCUGUCAUGGGAAAUUGUGUGAUGAUGACUAAUGUCUACCAGGGACCAAGAUGAGAUACAACUGGAUUUGUAUCCACCUAUUGCAUAAGCUGCACUUUGAUCCCAAAUCUCCACAGAUGAACCAUUAGUAUAUUCACCCUGUCCCCCCACCCCACACAAUGUAUCCACCCAAUGUCUUAUUUUACCUCUAAGUUCUAAAAGAAAGGUGCUGUUGAUUCCAUUGUAUACAGUUGUGAAAGCUUAAAUGCACACAGCUUGCCAUUAUUGUUGUGAGUGGCACUCUGUGGAAUCAUAAUACAGAAGUGUAAGAACAUGGAAUCAUUCCAUGAAGUGACAAGAAUCGUUUCUGCAAUGCUUUUAGCUGUCACCAUGGAAAGAGAGAGAGGAAUAUUUCCUACUCAUAUUAAACUUUCAGGUGUUGCUAGAUUCUUGCAGAGCUCCCCAUCAACUGCCAAAAACAAUUGAUUCAAGAACCUCAAAAUACUGUGGGGUUCAAUUUACUGUCCACAGCUCUGUCUAUACCCUCAGUUUCAGGAUUCUUUAUUUAUUAUGCAAAUAAUUUUAAAUAAUAAAAGGGAGGGGGGCACCAGAUUUGAAUGGAAUGUAAGUAACUGUGGAACUAAAAUGAAUGACCUCCUAAAAAUGAUGUAUACUUGUGUGUGAUGCUAGCCAAAUAAUCAUGCAAAGUUAAAAACUUUAGAACAGGGGUCAGCAACCUUUCAGAAGUGGUGUGCCGAGUCUUCAUUUAUUCACUCUAAUUUAAGG
Chelonoidis abingdonii (Abingdon island giant tortoise) is the source of this 13065-nucleotide messenger RNA. It is a transcript of the gene SPTBN5, whose product is annotated as spectrin beta, non-erythrocytic 5. Lineage: Eukaryota; Metazoa; Chordata; Testudines; Testudinidae. The record is from RefSeq and is a predicted model, not a curated record. Gene Ontology annotation, molecular function: protein binding; phospholipid binding.